CGCAUGCGCUCAGCGGCUCGCUGCGGUAGUGCCGGUUCCAUGUCGGCGGCACCGGGGCGGCUUCCGGGAAGAUGGCGGCCUGGAGAGCGGCGCUGGUGGCGGUUGUCCGCGCUCCGCUAAGGGGGCGACUCGCCGGUCUUUGUCCCCCUCGGAGCCAGCGGCGCCCGCCUAGCUGGAGAGUCAUUGCCGCCGCUCUGGUCGGGGGAGGCUCCCUGGUGGCGCGUUACAGCGGACAGCCGGUCGUGUUCCCGACGGUCUUGGCUCAGAAAGGAGAUGUCAUUAAUGUGGAAGCAGAUGAAAGAUUGUCUCUUCGGAAGCAUCGUUUCAUGCAGUUUGCAUCUUUGGAAUACGAAGGAGAGUAUUACAUGACACCAAGAGAUUUCUUGUUCUCAGUGGUGUUUGAUCAAGUUGAACGUAAAGCCUCAGCCAGGAAACUGACAAAGAAGGAGGUAGAUGCUGCACUGCAGUGUGUUGCCAAAGCUAAACCAGGACCGAACUUUUUUAGACAGCUUGAGGAUAAAGGGUUGAUAUCUUAUGCAGAGUAUCUAUUUUUGCUGACAAUCCUUACAAAACCCCAGACUGGAUUUCAGAUUGCCUUUAAAAUGUUGGAUACAGAUGGCAAUGAACAAGUUGAAAAGAAGGAAUUCUUUAAGCUACAGAGAAUCAUUGGGAAGGAAAAUGAUCUGAAAGCAGCUGGAGAUGAAACAUUAUUUCAGGGAGCAGAACCAGAAAGCUGUGCUGUUAAUACCAUAUUGCUGGUGCAUUUCUUUGGAAAAGAAGGAAAGGAAAAACUUCACUACUCUGAGUUUUUCAGGUUCAUGGAAAAUCUGCAAACAGAAGUCCAAGAAAUGGAAUUCAUAAGGUUUUCAAAGGGUUUGAAUGUCAUGAGAAAAGAAGACUUUGCAGAAUGGUUACUGUACUUCACUGAUGAAGAGAACAAUGAAAUUUACUGGCAGAACGUGAAAGAUAGAAUUAAGGCAGGAGAGAAUAUCAGUUUGGAAGAAUUCAAGACUUUUUGCAAGUUUACAAAUAACCUGGAAGACUUUUCUAUUGCCAUGCAGAUGUUUACUGUAGCUAAUCUUCCUGUUAAAAGAGCUGAGUUCAAGAGAGCAGUGAAGGUGGCAACAGGACAAGAGCUCUCGGAUAAUGUUUUGGAUACCAUCUUCAAGAUUUUUGAUCUAGAUGGAGAUGACUGCCUCAGCCAUGGCGAGUUUCUUGGAGUCCUGAGGAACCGCAUUCAUCGAGGCUUGAGGGUACCACAACAGCAAGGCAUUCAAGGCUACUGGAAGUGUGUGAAAAGAGAAAGCAUUAAAGGAGCCAAAGAAGUGUGGAAGCAAACUGGGAAAAGUCCUUUUUAAAGCAGUCCAUUGUUCUUUUGCUGUAAAUGUUGUUAUGUAGGGGAGUUUGUCUGUCCUGUUUACAUAAUAGCCAGAUUAAAAAUACUCUUUUUUCCCCCCCCACUAUUCUUUAACCCAGUUUCUAAUGCAAUUAUUUUAUAUUGUUCUAGUGCAAUGAAUUUGGUUUACAGAACUGUUAGCACUCUUGACCUCCAUAUAGAAAUACUCUUGUUGUAGGGAACAGUGUUAUUUAUUCCUCCAUGAAGCCUGACUCUGUGAUGUAGCAUACAGGACAUGCAGGAUUUAAUAGUGGCAGGAACAUCACAGCAAUGUCAUCUUCUGUCAGAAGAGUGUUCAUCAUCUCAGCUAGCCACUAACAGCAGUUCUUUCUCUGGCAAGGACAGAGGUCCAAAAGGUGAAAUCACUUGCACAAUCCAUGCAAAUUAAGUUACCUUAAACCAAAAAGGAAAAUUCACAUAGUUUGUGCCUUUUUUUACUGUGAACUGCUUGUGUGCUAGUUCCUGGUGGAUCAUACUACCAGAUCCUGCCUGGCUGGCUGUGUUGUCUACCUUCAUGAUGAUAAUAUUAAACUGGAAAUAGAAGACUGUUGAUGCAGGCUUUAAAAUGUGUACAUUGAAUGUGCAUUGAAUCUUUCAGACUUCUUCAGUUGUAUAAAUGAAAAGCAAAAAUCUUUGUUUUAACAUAACUAUUUUACUUUAAUUGUGUUGCAGAAAGUGAAUGUAUAAAAAAUAGUUGCUUUAUCUUACUAAAGCUUGUGACAAGGAAUGCUACAGUAUCUCAGGAAUUCAAGGUUAGAAUAAGCAAGUGUUGGGGGAAUAGGAAGUCAAAUAUAAAAACAGAUACAAAAAGAACAGAAGGCAAAGUUAAAGCUAUCUUAAAGAGCAAAACACAGAACAGAUCAAAAUUAAAAUUUAGCAAUUAUAGGUGAACAUUUUUUUAGCUGUAACAUGGUGUGCAUCUCUGUAUACACAUUUUUUCUUUCUUAAAAUCUUAGGACCCAGUAGUCCCAGAUCCAGAUCAGUCUUUCCAGUUGGCUGCUAUUUAUAGCAGAUAAACCUAGCUGUAAAGCUCUCAAGAUUCUUCCUUCUACCCCUCUUAGCUGUCUGAUUUCUCUUGUCUGGGGUUAAAGCUUGACCUUUCAAAACAGGUUUGUGAUAAUAGACUCAAAAGAUGGUUAGGGAAAUGUCUCAAGAAAAACAACCCAAAAAAUCUCACUAUUCUGUGAGGAAGUGUUUAUCCCUUUCCACUGUGACACUACCUCUGUUAUCUCAACCUGUUGCAAUUUCUUCAGGGUUUGGUGGGAGGAGUCAUGAGGAGAACCUUCCAUGACAGAGGUCAGAGCAGCCUUCUCUGAGAAGAGGGACACGAGAGACUGCAUUAAGAAACCAUAAAGAUUCCACGUAAGGAGCACGGAGAUUACAGAGAAUGUAUUUGGUAUGUAUUUGGUAUGUUGGUAGCCAUCAGCCAGGCUUGUGCUGAGGAGGAAUCCUACUGCAUGAGCCUUGGCAUGGUGAUCUCUCCUAAGGAAAUGGAAUGAGAAGCAAACAAAUCAGCUCCUCUCUCCACAACCUUCAUUUGUACUUUAAAUUGUAUUAAAGAGAAAAUAUUUGUAUUCUUGUCAUCCAUGGACAUGCACCAAGAGUCACCCACCAGAAUAAGAGCAUACCUGUGUGGGUGUCCUGAGGUCAUCCAGAAGAUCUGGCACUAGUGACCACCAAGAAUCACUUCUCCCCCAGACAACAACCCAAAUUAAAUACAACACAGUGAAUGCCUCAGCCUCUCUGCCUCAAACUGAAGUCAUGCACUGCCCUGUGGGCAACAAGAAAUUAGGUAGCUGGUUUACUUUGUGCAUUUGGAAGUUGCUCGCUUCUACUGAUGGAAGCUGUGACUGAGUUAGCUGAUGGGAGCAAAGGUGAGGCAGCAGGACUGGCAUCAAAGCACCACAGCCAGCUUCAUGCCACCAAAUAAUUUAAGAUAGGACACAACUGAGCAGAGCACUUCUGUGUCAGAAAAGCAUUGUGUGUUCACACAAAGUGCACUUAGUUCCAGCACUGGCUUUAAUGCAAGGCUGCCUCUUACUUGUGUGGCAAAUAUUUUGGCAAAUAAUUUUUACUUUGGAGUGGAGAUAAUUCUUUAACACUUUUAUUAUGUGUGGUUUUAAUAGGUUCAUGAUGUUCUUUAUUGCUUGUGUGAGUUCAUUUGUUUACUAAUUUCUGGCUUCCUACAAGAUGUUCAGUUUUCUUUUGGAAAUCAUUUAGUUUUAGUGUAUCUGGAAAUUUAGCUCCUCAUUGCUCCUUUGUAUCUGGGUUUGUGCAAUCAGCAGUCUCUCCUUUUGGCAGCAAGUUACUAAAAAUAGGAUAUCACGUUUUCUUGAAAAAGCUUUGGUGUCAAGUUCAGAGGAAAAAGAGAACAGAUAUGCUUAUUUUAAAAUUAACUUUGCAUCUGUAGUAAAAAAUAUAAUGUCUUAAAAAUUAAAUUAUUGAUUAGGAGUUAAAAUAGAGUUAUGAAACAUUUUCAGAAGAAGUUAUCCUGAAAAUACAACCAGGAAGAAGCUCCUUUGGAGACCAGGAAAGACAUGUCCAUCAGGCUUGAAGAAUAAGACUCUGUGAUUCAUUUGGAGUCUAUUUUUCUGUUAACUAAAGGGCUCUACAAGACAGUCUUAAAAUAAUUUCUCAUAUUUAGUAACUUAGAUUGAAAGAGCUGUUCGCAUGUGUUCAAAUGGACCCUGUCUUUUAAAUACUCCAUCAUUUAGCAUUAGCUGGUUUUGUUUCUUUUAGUAACCAUAUGGUAUUUGCAACCUGCCUGUCAGCAUUACUCAACACAGUUUAGUUAAAAAGGUAUCCCAGUUGCCAAUCUAACAAUUAAACUUAACAUUUAUGGCUUCUUUUUUUUUUUUUUUUUUUUUUUUUGCUGUUAGAAACUCUGAACAGAAGUAUAUAGCAAAACUAAAUAAAUCUCUUUUUUUUAAUGUCCAA
Pogoniulus pusillus (Red-fronted tinkerbird) is the source of this 4333-nucleotide messenger RNA. RefSeq names its product mitochondrial calcium uptake 2 (gene MICU2). Gene Ontology annotation, molecular function: calcium ion binding. Bases 72 to 1358 code for a protein of 428 amino acids. Lineage: Eukaryota; Metazoa; Chordata; Aves; Piciformes; Lybiidae. The transcript has 12 exons. Gene Ontology annotation, cellular component: uniplex complex. The record is from RefSeq and is a predicted model, not a curated record. Gene Ontology annotation, biological process: calcium import into the mitochondrion; mitochondrial calcium ion homeostasis.